Molecule: messenger RNA, 156 nt
Organism: Plenodomus lingam JN3
Lineage: Eukaryota; Fungi; Ascomycota; Dothideomycetes; Pleosporales; Leptosphaeriaceae
Source: RefSeq, a predicted model, not a curated record
AUGGACCUCGCUAUUGACACAAAGUGCUUUGCGGGCUACGUUAGGCGCCAAGGCAGUGCGGCACAGAGACCGGAAACCGAAGUGCCGUGGGUAGUAAAUGUCGCAAAAGUCAUUGUUUCGGCCUGCAUCGUAGUGGAGGAUUGCAUUGUGACUUGA